GCUAUCGAUAGGUUUUGAGGGCUGCAUAACCGUUGUUUGUGGUCGAUAACUGGCUCAGUAUAACCUCAAAACUGGAGUCCACAAAGAUUCGGUUAAGUUCCAGAUUUUAGCCACACGAAGUGGGUGUCCAGGACUUGACCGGCCACCUCCACCCACCCGCCAUGAACAGCCUUGUGCGACGCACCCAGCAGCUGAGCCUUUGGCGCACAUAUUGCGUAAAAUACAGCGCUCCGGAGGCGUCGUCUCCCAGCCGGAAUGCAGGAAGGUCCAAUUACGAGGAGUUCAUUGGCCACCACCAGCGGCAGGCCCAGCGCAGCAUUGUGGUCCAGGUGAGCUCCGAGAAGUCGUACGCGGAGUUGUAUAACUACUGCAGCCGCUUCGGCUCAAUCCUGGCUGCCCACCACUACUGUGUCCGCCAGGACGAGGCCCUGCACUACGUCCUGCUAGAAUAUGCUGCUCCGGACGAGGCGGCGGCGGCCAUUGAUGCCGGGGUGAGCAACGGCGAGCUGGCCGGAGUGCCCGUGCGAUCACCCUUCCUUUGGUUCCGCGCGGCGGCCGCAGGAGGACGACGUGGCCCCAAGUUGGCUCCCAACCUCCAGCUGACCCCGCCCAACCUGCUCUCCCUCGACGGCACCCGGCAAAUGGAGCAGGCCCAUCUGUUGGCCAUGAUGCGCAGUGCGCCGGGCAUCGAGGAGCAGGUGCAGCUCCUGCACGAGCACACACGACUGAACGAGCUGGGCAUCCGCAUGCGUUUCCUGGCCGCUCUGCAAGUGCAGCUGGCCAUUGCCGGCAUGUUCCCCGCCGCCCAGGCCCAGCCCUUUGGCUCCUCCGUGAACGGAUUUGGCCGCAUGGGCUGUGACCUGGACCUUAUCCUGCGCUUCGACAACGACAUGGGGGUCAGGAGCCCGCUGGAGGCGUCGGCGGAGCCCUCUCGGCUGGUCUACCACACCAAGGAGAACCUGAGCAACGGCCGUUCGCAGACCCAGCGACACAUGGAGUGCUUCGGAGACAUGCUCCAUCUGUUCCUGCCGGGCGUUUGCCAUGUGCGCCGCAUCCUGCAGGCAAGGGUGCCUAUAAUCAAGUACCGGCACGAGCACCUGGACCUGGAGGUGGACCUGUCCAUGAGCAACCUCACUGGUUUCUACAUGUCGGAGCUGCUGUACAUGUUCGGCGAAAUGGAUCCGCGCGUGCGUCCGCUGACGUUUGGCAUCCGGCGCUGGGCGCAGACCAGCGGCCUAACAAAUCCCUCCCCCGGUCGCUGGAUCAGCAACUUCUCGCUGACCUGCCUGGUCAUGUUCUUCCUGCAGCAGUUGCGCCACCCCAUCUUACCCACCAUUGGAGCGCUGGCGAAGGCGGCGGAGCCGGGGGACUCGCGAGUGACCGAGGACGGGAUCAGCUGCACCUUCGCCCGGGACAUGGAGCGAGUGGGCUUCAAGAGUCGCAACCAGAGCACGUUAAGCGAACUGCUGCUUCAGUUCUUCGAGUUCUACUCGCAGUUCGACUUCCAAAACCGGGCCAUCUCGCUGAACGAGGGCAGGGGUCUGUCCAAGCCGGACCACUCAGCCAUGUACAUUGUGAAUCCGCUGGAGCAGCAGCUCAACGUGAGCAAGAAUGUGAGCCUGGAGGAGUGCGAGCGGCUGCGCAUUGAGGUGCGGAAUGCUGCCUGGGUUCUAGAAUCGGAGGUGGAGAGCGCCUCGCUUCCGGAGGGCGAAGGCGAACGCCAGGAGCUCUCCUGGGGCCUGCUGAACCUGUUCAAGCACCCCGAGAAGGCAGUCAUCCGACCGAACAUGUUUUUCAAGCCGCGCAUGGUGGAGGUCAGCGAUCUGUUCGAGGAGAAGGAGGCGGCGGGUCCAAUGUCCACGUCAGCAAUCACCUACAAGAUCGGCUCUGUGCGGCAACAGGUGCAAAGCAUCAAGGCAGCCACCCGCUCCGAACUGAAGCAGCUUCGUGGAUCAGCGAGCUCUGCUUCGACGAACAGUCCCAAGAAUCGGCGGAGCAGCAGGUGAUGCUACUGAAACUGGCACUGCUCGUGUACAUACGUAGAAUUAACCACAAAUCCACAUCCAGUUGGCCUAACUGAAUGUUGUUCAUACUGUCAAACCUCCUGUUGUUAAGUAAGCUUAAGUCUAGAAUCGCGCCAAUGUAUUUAAAUCGAUUUUUGUAUGACGAAUGACAUCAAAUUAUCAAGCCAGUAAGAGAUUUGUAAGCAUUAGUUUGAAACAAGUCAUAAUGAGUCUAAGAGAUUAAUCGUUAAU
Messenger RNA from Drosophila gunungcola (fruit fly), 2255 nucleotides. It is a transcript of the gene MTPAP, whose product is annotated as poly(A) RNA polymerase, mitochondrial. NCBI's taxonomy places the organism in Eukaryota, Metazoa, Arthropoda, Insecta, Diptera, Drosophilidae. Gene Ontology annotation, biological process: mitochondrial mRNA polyadenylation. Gene Ontology annotation, molecular function: poly(A) RNA polymerase activity. The transcript has 3 exons. The record is from RefSeq and is a predicted model, not a curated record. Bases 162 to 2006 code for a protein of 614 amino acids.